Ogataea philodendri is the source of this 369-nucleotide messenger RNA. RefSeq lists its product as uncharacterized. The record is from RefSeq and is a predicted model, not a curated record. NCBI's taxonomy places the organism in Eukaryota, Fungi, Ascomycota, Pichiomycetes, Pichiales, Pichiaceae. Bases 1 to 369 code for a protein of 122 amino acids. The transcript is spliced from 2 exons.
AUGAUGUGUACCAAUUUUUUGUUCACCAGGUCCUCUGACGUUUCCGGAAUGGAACUGGUCUCGUCCUUCAAGUACACGUUGGAAAUCAGCUCGUCCCAUGCCUUACCACCAACACCAACAACAGUCUUGGUCUCCUUAGUGGCAGGAACCUUCAACGAAGCAAAAUGUCUGUUUGGUUCCAAAAUGGAGGAGAAUCUAGGCGGAAGUUCGACUCUGCGCUAUGGUAAGAACCAGCUGAGGAAGAAGAGCGACCCCGUUGCAAGCUGUUCGGUAUCUGAGCGUCAACGUCCAAGUCGUCGUCGUCAUCAUCAUCAUCAAGUCCCUCUUCGUCGUUCAAGUCGUCGUCGUCGUCUUCUUCAUCCGAACUAG